GUCCAGGCCUCGCUCUAUCAAGUCACGAGUGUCCAUGAAGCAAUUAAUCUUAGAUAUGAGUCGUAGCCUAUCAGAUAAAUGCCGUCCAGGCCCAUGAAAACGUCGCCACACGCUUUCGACAUGGUACAGGUAAACUGAAUGUUCGGCAAUACGGGGGGGGCAAUGCUAGCGGACUCAUCCCCUCCCCCCUAUUUCUAUAUUUGGUCUUUCAUAUAUUAUACGCUCCCACAAUUGACAGACCGCAAAAGAUUUGUUUUCUUCCCCUAGUCUCCGAGCACAGCAGAGUACGGUAUACCAGAGAAAGACUGCACUCAUCAAGAUGUAUUGGUCUACGAUCCUCGGUUUCUCGACGCUGGCGGGCGCCGUCCCGCAAUUCGGAGGCGGUGGUGGAGUUACCAUGCUUCGGUUUGGAUGCUCCCAGGUGGUCAUUGAUCGACUUGAUCCGCUUGUGAACCCCGGGUCGGUCCCUUCGUCACACGUCCAUCAGAUCGUGGGUGGAAACACGUUUAAUGCCAGCAUGACGACUGGUGAUGUCUCGAGCGCGGCGACGUGCACGACUUGUGCCUUCUCGGAAGAUUUUAGUAACUACUGGACAGCUAACCUUUACUUCAAGGCCCGCAACGGCACCUACAAACGUGUUCCCCAGGGUGGCUCUGCGUACCAAUUCAAUGAUAAUUUUAGCACUCAGACCGCAGGCGGAAUCCUCGUGUACUACGUCUCCGCGCAACCAGGGAAGAUUACUGCCUUCAAACCAGGCUUCCGUAUGCUUGUCGGAGAUGCCAUGGCACGCUCCCGCACAGGUACCAAGCUAAAGCGACAAAACUGCUACCGUUGCUAUACUGGACCUAACUUCGGCGGUGACUAUUCUGCUCCUUGCAUGGACGCAAAUAUCGACACUGAAUAUCUGCCAAAGAAGAAAUGUCCAGGUGGCAUUCGAUCUAAUAUCUUGUUCCCCACUUGCUGGGACGGCAAGAACCUCGACACCCCUAACCAUCAAGACCAUAUAACAUACCCAACAACAGGCCCCGCCGAUUUCUUGAGUCUGGGCGGAUCUUGCCCCUCGACGCACCCAAUCCGCAUCCCACAGUUGAUGUACGAGGUAGUCUGGAAGACCGACCUGUUUGCCAACGAGCAGUGGCCAACGGACGGGUCACAGCCGUUCUACCUCAGCACUGGAGAUAACACAGGCUACGGCCAGCACGGCGACUACGUAUUCGGAUGGAAAGGCAACGCGCUGCAGAAGGCCAUGGAUACAUCUGGCUGCAUGGGCGCGAAGUGCUCGACGCUUGCUAACCAGGCUAUUAAUAAUGCCAAGGCGUGCUCUAUCAAACCUGUUGUCCAGGAGAAUAACGACGGCUGGAUUACUGAGCUUCCCGGCAUGUCUAUGCAGCUGAUGUAAAGAAUAGGCUGGAACAUGGGGGAGGUAUGUGCCCUUAGACGAGUGGAAUAGAGAGGUUCGGGCACGACUAGAUUGUGAUAUGCGUGUGAUGGACUUUUCAAAAUGUCUAUAUUUCGUUAGUUUAAUCACCUUGCUAUACAUCGAAUUUUUGCCGAUGUGAUUUUUACCAAUGCUCGGUGUCUUCUACGAUAUGCCACAUAAAUAUAAUCUGGGUUGAUAGUUACUAUAGGUAGCUUAUGAUGGAGAUGACCGGUUGUAUCAUAAUUGUUGAUGAGUUAGUACUUAGCGCGAUGAUAUCAAUCUAGCGGAUAGACCGCAAUCGCGAGAGUAUGAAUCAACAUCCUUCGGAUAGGAUACGCGC
Messenger RNA from Xylaria bambusicola, 1760 nucleotides. RefSeq lists its product as uncharacterized. NCBI's taxonomy places the organism in Eukaryota, Fungi, Ascomycota, Sordariomycetes, Xylariales, Xylariaceae. The coding region runs from base 320 to 1399 and encodes 359 amino acids. The record is from RefSeq and is a predicted model, not a curated record. The transcript is spliced from 7 exons.